Setaria italica (foxtail millet) is the source of this 1119-nucleotide messenger RNA. RefSeq lists its product as uncharacterized. Lineage: Eukaryota; Viridiplantae; Streptophyta; Magnoliopsida; Poales; Poaceae. The transcript has 2 exons. Bases 339 to 713 code for a protein of 124 amino acids. The record is from RefSeq and is a predicted model, not a curated record.
UGACGUUGAAGCCCACAGGGCUAAGGCUAGACGGCCCAGAGGCUGCCGUGUCGUGGCCGUGGCCCAGUAUAAAGCGUGUCAGCCCUCCUGUCUCCAUUUGUAUCAUUGUAUGCCGGUGCGUGGACGGAAAUUAGGGGCGGGGAUCAUUGUAUCAGUGCGUAGUGCGUUUUAUUUCUGUCUUUCUGAGCUCCCUCUCGCUCGGCCGGCAGCCGGCUAUACAAACGGCGAGGUGCUCCACUUGACCCGACCGGGGACUUGGGAUUUUCCCUUUCCCAUUUGGCCAUUUCCCACUAGUCUGCUGCCCUCAAACCACACCCAUAAAGCACCUCUGCGCUGCCAUGGCGGAAAAUCGCAACCUCACGCCGACCUGGGUCACCACGGCCGGCUUCGGCUUCCUCACGCUCAACUCCGGCCUCGCCAUCUACAGCGCUAGGGGCGACCCCGCCUCCGUCCUCUUCGUCGUCGGCUCGUACCUCGCCCUGCUCCUCCUCUUCCGCUGCCUCCGCGCCUACGAGCGCGCGCCGCCCGGGUCCCCGAAGAAGGAGCGGGCGAGGCGCGCCGUGUGGCCGCUCACCACGCUGCUCACGGCGGCGUUCGCGUGGAAGGUCGCCGGCGUCGUGCCGUGGCCUGUCACGAUAGGCGUCUGGGGCGCGGCCGCUGCUACCUCUGCGGGUGGCUUUGUCCUCAUGUUUGGUCAGCAGCGUCGCCUCUGACGAACACUUCAUCUGCAUGCAAGUAGUAAGAUGCCCCUCGAUUGAUCGAUAAGUAUCUUGCUUGUUGUCUUGUUGCUGUAUGAGCUAGCAGCAUGAUCUCGUCUCCAGUCUCCUGUUUGGUGAAGAUUUAGGUACGUAAAGUAUGUAGUGCGGAGUUAUGGGCGAUCCACAAGGUGCACGGAAGAGUAAGAGUACACGGAUGGUGAUGGAGACCGCGUCGGUCGAGCCAAGCGGGAUAGAGGCGAGUUGAGCAGGCGGCCUGGGAGCCAGGAGCGAAAGACUUGGAGGUGUCGAAGGCUUGGCGGAGACUAGACACAUGUCGACAUUGGUGAGUGACGUCGGGUGCGGCGUGCAUGAGGGUUUGACCGGUUUGGCCUCAAAACCGGGGAUGAGUCACGCCUGCGGG